Radiomyces spectabilis is the source of this 1465-nucleotide messenger RNA. Its product is annotated as Tetraspanin family-domain-containing protein. The coding region runs from base 263 to 1141 and encodes 292 amino acids. The transcript is spliced from 4 exons. Lineage: Eukaryota; Fungi; Mucoromycota; Mucoromycetes; Mucorales; Radiomycetaceae. The record is from RefSeq and is a predicted model, not a curated record. Gene Ontology annotation, cellular component: membrane.
UUUUUUUUUAUUCUCUUAUUCUUCUCUUCCCUUUUUCCUUGUUCCUUUUUAAUUUACUUUUUUUAAUUUUUUUUUUGUUUUUGCUCUAAUCGGCGUGCCACGCCCCACUGUCGUUCUUUUUUGUUACCACCAACCGCUCAUUUUUCACCUUUUUGCGCCGUUUUCCGUUUCGACAUUGGUGUCUUUCCACUCAUUUUAUCGACCGAGUGUAUAUACUUUCUCCAUUCUUUAGUUUAACAGCCGCCAUUCCAUUUCCUUUGCCAUGGCCACUUGUUGUGCAAGACUGAGCAAGUUGUACACAGUUACCACCAAUUCACUGUGCGCAUGUCUGGGCGUCGCUUUUAUCGCUUUCGGUCUCAUUGGAUAUGAAGACAAGUUUCACGGCGCCACACUCUUCCCACAAAUUUAUUUCACAUUAAUUGCGGUUUUGGGCGCGAUCAUUAUCGUGGCGGCUCUCGUUGGUAUGAUAGCUGCGUUUAUUAAACGACGAUCGUUGGUUAUCAUUUAUCUGGUGAUUGUGUUUGUGGCGCUCGUCUUUCAAGUCAUCAUUGGAGUGAAAGUGUAUCAGAAAAGUGGCGAUCCCGUUCAAUACCUUGCCAGUUUGUGGGGUAAUGCCUCCAUCCAAUCGCGCGCUGAACUCCAAAACGAUUUUUCAUGCUGUGGAUUUAAUACGGUGUCGGAUAAUCCUGCGCCUACGGAUCAGUGCGCGGCGGGAUCAGGGGCGGUGAUGAAUCCACCAUGUUAUGCGGUGCUGAGACAAUAUGUCAACUCGAGUUUCAGUAAAUUGUACUUGGUGAUUUUCGUCGCUUUGGCAAUCGAAGUGCUGUGUAUUUGCAACGGCAUCACCGUCCUGUGCACGCGAUCAAUCUACGGCCGUGACGAUGACGAAGAAGAACGUCGUCGACGAAGAAAAUCAGGCAUUAAACUCGACGACAUGUCUAUUUCCCCCGAUACACCCACCACCGCCGGAUCUUACAAUCAUUUUGGCGAUUACUACAAGGAGGAUGCCAACAGUACGUAUGGCGGUAAACCCCCCGGCAGCCGCUAUGAUAGCUACGAUAUGUACCGACAACAUCAUGCUUACGGUCGUGAUGGAGAUGAUGCCUAUAACGAUGCGUAUGCUCGAGGCAAAUACUACUAGUGACCCACUUUCUUCCCCCUUGUUUCUGUUAUUUUCUGUCCCUCCUCUUACUGAUCGCAUACCCUCUCUUUCUUGGUUUUCUUUGCUUCAUCUCGUUUUUUAUUUAUCUUUGUCACAAACAUCAUGAAUUGUCAUGCAUGUUGAACCCUUUUUUUUCCUUCUGUUUUUCUUUGAUAUAUAUAUUUCAUUUUGAUUCAGAGCUUUCUAUUCCGUUGUUUCCUUGUUCCUUUUUUUUUUUUUCCUUUUUCUGUAAUAUCAUUACUUAUCGUUUGUUCUUUUCCUAGUAUGCAUUUUUUUCAUUUGAUUUUAAUCCUGUGAUUGUUU